This is a messenger RNA of Paramecium octaurelia, 1606 nucleotides long. The record is from the annotation of a GenBank genome assembly. NCBI's taxonomy places the organism in Eukaryota, Ciliophora, Oligohymenophorea, Peniculida, Parameciidae.
AUGUAAGACGAUAGAGUUUUGGAGCGCAGUCCAUAAGAUACAUUGCGAAUCCCGCCGAGAUUAUCGAUGAUGGAGAAGAAAUGCAGUGGUCGAUUUACGUUUGUGAAGACCCAAGCUGAGGAACAGAAAGAAGUAGUUUAAAACAAUAUGAAUCGAAUAAAGUAGCAAUUUAGAUGUAAAGAUCAAGAAUUGAGUAUAGGUUAACUCAACCACAUAAUAAACAAACCAAUUUAGCCUCUUUAGAUGAGAGAAGAACAAUUGUUGGAGUUGGGUAGGAAAUUGGAUAUUGAAAUAACAUCGAGUGAUGUUGAAAACAUUGUACCGAAUACAAAAGAGUUUUUUGAAGAGUAUGAGAUGCAUGAAAGAUUAGGUGAAGGUUGUUUAGGGUUGGUUAAGAGGGUGGUAUUAAAAAGAACAGGACAGGAAUUCGCAGUAAAAAUUGUGGCUACCUAAGAUGAUGAGAUUAUAAGGAAUGUAAGUGAUAUUAGAAAAUGAUUAGAUGAUUCACGAGUUUAAGAGAUUAAUCAAAUUGUCACAUGGCAAUAUAGUUAAGGCUUACAAAAUGUAUUUGGACUUUGAUAAUGGAUUCUAAUCUGAGAGUCAGGCCUAUGUGAUAAUGGAACUCAUAAAGGGGAAAGAGAUGUUCGAAGUAAUAAAUGAGUCAGGACAUUAUAGCGAGAAUGAUGCAAAAGAAUUAUUCAAAUAGUUGCUUAGUGCAAUUGAAUAUAUGCAUAGAAAUGGCAUAUGUCAUAGAGAUUUGAAACCUAACAACAUUCUCUGUCUCUCCGGUAUUAUCGUAGCUUAUACUAAAAAUAGAUAAGAAACUGAUAAAAGUCACAGAUUUCAAUGUUAGUAAAUUCAGUGAUUCUUACAAAGAAUUUGGAAAUUUGUAGGAUACUGAAAAAAUUGAAAUGUGGACAUAUACAGGAACUGUGGCAUUUUCAGCGCCAGAAAUAUUCACAGGCGAAGGAUACAAGUAUAACAUUCAUUCAUGCUUAUUAUUAUAGUCAAAUGGUUGACAUGUGGAGUGCCGGAUGUAUUUUAUAUUCAAUGUUGUCUGGUCAAUUGCCAUUCAAUGCAGAUUAGUACAUUUUGAUUAGAUAUUCUAAGUUUGAACGAUCUAAUCGAGUCUAUCAAAUUAGCCAAAUAUGAGUUCCCUGAAGAAAUCUUCUAAGAAGUCUCAAGUGAAGCCAAGGAUCUAAUCCAGUAGUUGCUUCAGAAAGACCCAGGUCUCAGACCCCAUCCUGAUGAGGCUCUCAAUCAUCCUUGGUUUGCAGAGAGCAUCGUAAUACGAAAAAGCUUAAGACAUCUGACAAUAAAUAAAAACAUUUCUCAUCUUUCCUCCAGGAACUCGAAUAAACUAAGACAAAGAACUAUCCUGUUGUAGAGAGGAUAUUACGGAGGUUCAAGUGAUGGAGAUGAAGGAUGUACUACUACUGAAUAGGAGAUGAAAGUUAAGUGUGUUGCUCGAAAAAGUCUGUUUAAUACUGCGUUGGCACCAAUGGAGUUGUUAUCAGACAAUAAAUGUUUGAAGGUGUAGAAUGGAGUACUUCGCAAGUCAAAUACAACUCAUAUACAUGAUUUUACAUAAAAUGAUCAAUAGUGA